This is a messenger RNA of Candidozyma auris, 693 nucleotides long. RefSeq names its product ribulose-phosphate 3-epimerase RPE1. The transcript has a single exon. NCBI's taxonomy places the organism in Eukaryota, Fungi, Ascomycota, Pichiomycetes, Serinales, Metschnikowiaceae. Gene Ontology annotation, biological process: pentose-phosphate shunt, non-oxidative branch; pentose-phosphate shunt; carbohydrate metabolic process. The record is from RefSeq and is a predicted model, not a curated record. Bases 1 to 693 code for a protein of 230 amino acids. Gene Ontology annotation, cellular component: cytosol. Gene Ontology annotation, molecular function: metal ion binding; D-ribulose-phosphate 3-epimerase activity.
AUGGUUAAAGCAAUUAUUGCCCCCUCGAUUCUUGCGCUGGACUUCGCCAACUUGGGAUGUAACUGCCACAAGAUGUACGAUUCUGGUGCUGAUUGGCUCCACAUCGACGUCAUGGACGGCCACUUUGUGCCCAACAUCAGCUUGGGGCCUCCAAUUGUCAGCAGCUUGCGUAAAGAGUUCCCCAGAAAGGCCGAGAAAACGUUUUUUGAUUGUCACAUGAUGGUGCUGGAGCCUGAGAAGUGGGUGCCUGAGAUAGCCAAGGCCGGCGGUGAUCAGUAUACUUUCCACUACGAGUCUACCAAGGACCCAAAGGGACUUAUCAAGUUAAUCAAGGAACACGGCAUGAAGCCUGCGUGUGCAGUGAAGCCAGAUACGGCCGUGGACGUUUUGUAUGAGUUGGGAGACGAUUUGCAUAUGGCAUUGAUUAUGACGGUGGAACCCGGAUUUGGCGGGCAGAAGUUUAUGGCUAACAUGAUGCCCAAAGUGGACGCCUUGAGAAAGAAGUUCCCAAAUUUGAACAUCCAGGUCGACGGUGGCUUGGGCAGAGAAACGGUUCCCGCUGCUGCUGACGCUGGUGCCAAUGUCAUUGUAGCAGGUACCUCCUGCUUCACGGCUCCCGACCCAGCUGAGCUCAUUGACUUUAUGAGAGAAACUGUAAACAACAGCUUGAAAGCAAAAGGGUAUUACUCUUGA